AUGUCGCACGUUGCUCGCGAAAUGCUGAAGCGAGAGCUAUGCCAGCUCAUGAAGGACGAGACAAGUGGAUUCUCGGUGGGGCUCGAGGAUGAUUCGGACUUUUUCAGGUGGCAGGUGGUCUUCGAGGGGCCGCAGGACAGCUUGUACGAGGGUGGGAUUUUCAGCGCCAUCCUCGUUUUCCCCCCGGACUUUCCGAACAAUCCGCCUGAGAUGAAGUUUGAGACAGAGAUGUGGCAUCCGAAUAUCUUUGCAGACGGGCGAGUGUGCAUCUCGAUUCUCCAUCCUCCGGGCACCGACCGAUUCAACGACCAGGAGACGGCGGACGAGAGGUGGAGGCCGAUCCUUGGCGUGCACAGCAUCCUGAUCAGCGUCAUCUCCAUGCUACUGGAUCCCAACCUGAACUCCCCGGCCAACAUCGAUGCGGCCGUGCACCUGAAGAAUGACCCCGAGGGCUGGAAGAAGAAGGUCCGCCAGCUGACUCGAAAGAGCGUGGAGGGUUAG
Molecule: messenger RNA, 501 nt
Organism: Symbiodinium necroappetens
Lineage: Eukaryota; Dinophyceae; Suessiales; Symbiodiniaceae
Source: the annotation of a GenBank genome assembly